Morone saxatilis (striped sea-bass) is the source of this 1697-nucleotide messenger RNA. RefSeq names its product claudin 34a (gene cldn34a). The transcript has a single exon. Gene Ontology annotation, cellular component: bicellular tight junction; plasma membrane. Gene Ontology annotation, biological process: bicellular tight junction assembly; cell adhesion. The coding region runs from base 56 to 817 and encodes 253 amino acids. Lineage: Eukaryota; Metazoa; Chordata; Actinopteri; Moronidae. Gene Ontology annotation, molecular function: structural molecule activity. The record is from RefSeq and is a predicted model, not a curated record.
CAAUGUGUGAGUCAGCGAUCCGUCUCUUUGAGCAUUAGCAGUCACACUGGGCAGGAUGAUCUACCUGGCUCACACAGCUCACUGGCAGUUCGUGGGCCUGAUAUCUGGCUUACUGGCGUGGAUCCUCAUCGUGACCACAGUCGGCCUCAACGAGUGGCGGCUGUGGCACGUGGCCGAUGUGUCUGUCAUCAGCUCGGGUGUGGCCUGGGUGGGUAUCUGGAGGGCCUGUUUUUACAGCCACGCCCUUCCCAAAACAGAGAACUGUCGGAGCAUCGGCAUCUCGGACCACUUUGCUCCUGCAGAGAUCCCAGCCGCUCAGGUGCUGAUGGUGCUGGCAAUGAUCUUCGGCCUGGCGGGAACCAUCAGUGCUGCAGUGGCCAUGAGGAUGGUCUACUUCUCUGUGGAGGAUCGCAGGCACAUACGGCUGGUGUUUGUGCUGGCAGGGACCCUGUAUGUGCUGACGGGGAUUUUCUGCUUGGUGCCACUGGUGUGGAACAUGAGCUCUGUGCUGAACAACAGCACCAUAGACUUUCCUCCCGAGUUCUACCUCCCCUCAGCUCCUGUCAGGCAGCAAGUGGGCUCCGCCAUUGGAGUGGGCAUGUUCGCCUCCAUAAUGAUGCUCAUAAGUGGGUUGCUGUUCCUUUGUUACCGCUUUGCCUGGCAGGCCCUGAGCUCAGAGGCCCCCAGAGACACCAGACAUGGUCCCUGGACAGAAACCACCCUGGCACAGAAGUCUGAGUUGCCAAAUGGAGACAACCGUGGCAGGGAUAAUUCUGCAUUUCACAGUGAAGAACAGUUUACUAAUGUACAAUCUUAGAUUUUCAUGUUUUUCAUCCAUCGAAAAAGUAACUUGGACAAUGUCAGGGAAGAUUUUCACAUUUAAAACUGAGAGCUGCUAAAUAAAAUCAGUAUGAGUUUAGCCUAUAUGCUGGAGCAUUUGCCAUGUUAUAUGAGCAAGAAUGCUGUGCAAUACACAUUAGUCCAGGAUCAAAAUACUGCAUCAUCCACAAUAAGUCAUUGUCAAUUCCUUGUCACAGGACCAUCAUGUUAAACAGAUUCAACUACUUCUAUUUUUUAUUAGAGUGUUGUUCUUAUUAAAGAAGCACUGACAAUGUGGCAUUUAAAUGUCUGCAUCUCCUCUGUUGUAGACCAUGUAGAAGAGUUCAAAAAUGUACAUCUAGCACAAUUAAUCAUACUGAUUUACAUUUAGCAAUAUGUAGCUCUGUAUCUAGCUGGUAAAGUACAUUUUCUGGCCACCUGGGGGCAGCAGAUAGAAAACAACACUUUCAAAUUAUCACUUUGUAACUUAUAACUAAAUAAAAACUAACUCAUUAGCAAACAUUUGUCCAUUAACAACUCCAGCAGAGUUGUAUUUCUGUUCACAGGAUCAAUCUAUUGUAUUGAUUAUUCAAUAUUAACUGUAGCUCUUUAGCUGCUAAACGCUCCACUAUGUUUACUUGUUGCUGUCGUCUGCCUGCCAUUUGUGCUGGGAAGCUAACGUACAGCGGAUUUACACAUUCAGCAGAUAUAGAGCGACCUUAACAUUUAUUUGGAGUUGUAUUUAUGUCCACCCGAUGAAUGUAAGUCUGACGGAAGUUAUUUAGCUUCAUUUAGCUCUUUAGCUGCUAUAUGCUCCACCAUGUUCACCAGCUUGUUGCUAACAAUGUCUGUUUGGCAUUUUCAGUGAAAAGUGUAAA